Bursaphelenchus okinawaensis is the source of this 913-nucleotide messenger RNA. The record is from the annotation of a GenBank genome assembly. Lineage: Eukaryota; Metazoa; Nematoda; Chromadorea; Rhabditida; Aphelenchoididae.
AUGCUCCAACGAUUUCGCGGCUACCGUGACGAUGUUACAAAGCCUCCGUAUUCCAUUGAUCUUGUCAUCGACAGAGUUCACAUUGUAGCUGGGAAUAUCAAUGAAAUGACUCACGUCGUAAGUAAUUCCAUUACUCUUGCAGCAACUUUUACCUAUGAAAACAACUUUUCUAUAUACUACAAAUAGGCUGAGCGAGGAGUGGGAAAUAAAGGAGAUCUAAGUAUGAAAAGACAAAAAAAAUUACCCCUCCCCUCUGCCAUGCAUUGCUAAUAAAAAUCAGUGCUACGUAUUUCUUGACCGACUUAUUGUUUUCAAUUUUUAAAUUUAUCUUUUCGUUGAUUAGAUAAGAGAAAAUGGCCAAGUGAUCGCCAACAAGGGUGACACUGUAGUUGAGCACUUCAACGUCAACUUUGCCAAACUGUCGGAAAACGUCACGGAUAUGGUGGUGAGUCAUUUCGUAUCUUUUUGUAUACAAAAGCUGUGUAAUACGUAUUAUUCUGGCUUGAAAAAGAUAGAAAAGUGACUUUUGAGAACCCCACUUUAAUGAUAUUUUAAUUAUAACCAACAUCAUAAGUUAUAAAAUUUCAAGAAAAAUUUGGUCAAAAGCUAAGUAGACCAAUGCUUUAAAGCCAUCUAUCUCUACAGUUCUGCCAACAAGCACCAAUGCUCUUUCUAUUUUUUUGACCGAAUCUUGCAUCGUAUUUCACUAUAUUUGUCCAUUUUUGUUUAGAGUGCAGCAGAUGACAAGUUCGCGUCAUUCCCUUUGUCAAUCCUAUACACGCUACUUAUCGUGGCCUUGAUAGCCAUCUUCUUGGCCAUGGUAUUCCUAGCCAUUUACUCUCUACACAAGUUUACGUCCAAAAAGUACCGGACACUCGACUCUCCACAGCCUUCGGAGAUAUCUGUCAUAUAA